AAUUUUGCUCGCUCAUUGGUUUUUAUUAUUUUGUGUUUGUACUCGUUGUUUACAAUUUCGAUAUUUAACUUUUUUUUCCUUGAUUUAUCAUUAAAUCGUCAAAAAUUUGAGACUAAAAAUCGUUAAAAACUUUAGUAUUCGAUAUAUUUUCGUAAAAAGUUUCCAAUCAAUUCAACCAAAAUGAACACAUUCGAUACAUUCAUUUCAUCAUUGGAUCGACGUUUGGAGCCACAGGUCCAAACGCAUUUGAAAAAAGUUUAUUCAACAUUGGCAAUGUCGGUAUUGUCAGCUGGUGUUGGUGGUUAUGUCCAUCUUUAUACCAGCCUUUCGAAUGUCAUUGGUGGAUUCUUGAAUUUCAUCGUGAUGACAGGUCUACUCAUUGCAUUGUAUUCAACACCGGAUAAUGGAAAGAAUCAAGCGUUGCGUUUGAAUUAUCUAUUGGGUUUUUCAUUUUUUUCCGGUUUUGGCCUUGGUCCAUUGAUUGAACAUACAUUAUACAUCAAUCCAAGCAUCUUACCGACUGCAUUGAUGGCAACAGCAUUGAUAUUUGCAUGUUUCACUAUCUCAGCUAUCUAUGGUGAUCGUCGUAAAACAUUGUUUUAUGGAGGUAUCCUGUUCUCCGGUCUAUCAUUAUUAGCCUACAUGACAUUGAUCAAUUUGUUCUUCAGAUCACAAUUAAUGUACAAGGCUUAUGUAUAUAUUGCAUUUGCCAUAAUGUGUGGAUUUGUCAUCUAUGAUACUGCAUUCAUCAUUGAGAAACGUCUUCGUGGCGAUACUGAUUACAUUGGCCAUUCGAUUCUUUUGUUUAUGGAUAUGAUCAGCAUUUUCCGACAUUUAUUGGUGUUGCUUACCGAUAAGGAACGUAAUGAUCGUCGAAAACGUAAUCGCAACUAAAUGUGUUUGGAUCUCAGGCUGGACGAACAUGACAGUUAUUUUUUUCAAAUCAUUUUGUCCACAUUUCUGACAUUUUCAAUAUAUCCACAUACAUACAAUCUGAUAAU
Messenger RNA from Dermatophagoides pteronyssinus (European house dust mite), 1001 nucleotides. It is a transcript of the gene BI-1, whose product is annotated as Bax Inhibitor-1. Gene Ontology annotation, cellular component: mitochondrial membrane. Lineage: Eukaryota; Metazoa; Arthropoda; Arachnida; Sarcoptiformes; Pyroglyphidae. Gene Ontology annotation, biological process: negative regulation of apoptotic signaling pathway; negative regulation of RNA splicing; negative regulation of endoribonuclease activity. The record is from RefSeq and is a predicted model, not a curated record. Gene Ontology annotation, molecular function: enzyme binding.